This is a messenger RNA of Serinus canaria (Common canary), 2564 nucleotides long. It is a transcript of the gene WBP2, whose product is annotated as WW domain binding protein 2. The transcript has 8 exons. Gene Ontology annotation, cellular component: nucleus. Bases 85 to 852 code for a protein of 255 amino acids. Gene Ontology annotation, molecular function: transcription coactivator activity; chromatin DNA binding. The record is from RefSeq and is a predicted model, not a curated record. Lineage: Eukaryota; Metazoa; Chordata; Aves; Passeriformes; Fringillidae. Gene Ontology annotation, biological process: positive regulation of DNA-templated transcription.
CCCAUUGACGGCGCACCUUUUUCCCGCGCAGGCGCAGAGCGGGGUCGAUGCUGUGAGGAGGAGGAGGCGUCGGAGGAGGCGGCGAUGGCGCUCAACAAGAACCACUCGGAGGGCGGCGGCGUCAUCGUUAACAACAGCGAGAAUGUUUUGAUGACGUAUGACCAUGUAGAAAUCACCUUCAGUGAUCUGGAGCCAAUGCCAGAGGCCUUCAAGGGCACCAAGAAAGGGAGCGUGUUCCUGACUCCCUACCGGGUUAUCUUUGUGUCAAAGGGGAAGGAUGCUAUGCAGUCAUUUGUGAUGCCCUUUUAUUUGUUGAAGGACUGUGAGAUCAAGCAGCCAGUGUUCGGAGCAAAUUACAUCAAGGGCACAGUGAAAGCAGAGGCAGGAGGUGGCUGGGAAGGAUCUGCCACAUUCAAGAUGACCUUUUCAGCUGGGGGUGCAAUUGAAUUUGGGCAGCGGAUGCUGCAGGUGGCAUCACAAGUCUCCAGAGGUGAAAUACCCAGUGGAGCUUAUGGCUAUUCCUACAUGCCAAAUGGAUCCUAUGCUUUUGCACCACCUGCAGCUAAUGGGGGCUAUCCAUAUCCACCUCCGCCUCCAGACUUUUAUCCUGGUCCUCCUGCAGCAGAUGGAAACGUAGGCUACAUGCAGCUUCCACCCCCACCAUACCCAGGGCCCAUGGAGCCCCCUGUCAGUGGCCCAGACCUGCCCUCCACUCCUGCAGCUGAAGCCAAGGCUGCUGAAGCUGCUGCCAGUGCUUACUACAGCCCAGGCAACCCCCACAAUGUCUACAUGCCCACGGACCAGCCACCCCCUCCUCCAUACUACCCACCAGAGGACAAGAAAAACCAAUAAGCUGACACAGACCAUGACCCAUUGCUUUCCUUUUUUCCAUUUUGGCAGCAUUCUGUGGCACAGUCCAUAGCACUGAGGAGUAGAACCUUCCCCCGAAGCACACUGCUUGCAGGGGCUCUAGGAGUAGGUCUGUGCAGAGCAAGGGGAGGGAUUUUGGCAGCCUGGGUCACCUGUGGAGCUCUGAGGAUUUGCUGUCCUGCAGCAUUCCCUUGUCCCUGUGCACGGCAUCGUUACACCUGGAGGUUCUCUUCAUCUCUGACCACUUCCCUUUGUUCUGUUUUGAUAUUGUAGCAUACCUCUUUAGAGUCACCAUCUGCUCUAAACUGCUAAUUAACAUGAUCAUGACAUGGAAACAAAGCUCUUGGGGGUGGGGAGGUGUCUUGAAUUUACCUUAGUGUGCAUCCAAGAGCACCUCUGGACACAGGGAUGCCUCUGGUUAUUCUUUUUAAUCCAGACUGUCACAUCCAAUUCUGCUCUUGAGAAAGGACUUCAAAGGCAGCCUUUGGGAUCUCAAAGGAAGUACACACCUAUGACAUUUUUCAGAUAUAUAUUCAACUUUCUUGGCUUUUUUUUUUUUUAAUCUAACUAAUUCCUGACAAUCAUAGUAAAUAAUCAAAUUUCCCUGCUGCUCACCAUGUAUGACAAUGCUGACCAAUUUCCCUUCCUCAGAUGUGCUGUUCUUCACAGGGUUCUCCAGUAGCAUCUGACCAGUUUAGACCCCAUAGGAACACUAACAUUUCUGCAGUCUCUACUUUCCAGUUAGGUAUAUGAGUUCACUAAGUCCUGAACAUUCUCCUCAUAGUCUAUAAUGCACUUUUGUUUUUCCUUUGUAACACAAGUUACACUUCUUGGCCAGUGAAGCAUCUUCCUGCUGUGAUUUACCUGGUGAAUUAAUAGCUAAUGGGCAGAAAGCAGUUGCUUUACUUCUGCCCUGGAAGUACUUGAGAGAAUAUGCAAAACAUUGGAAUAAGCUGUAAGGUACAGAGUGUUGUUUAUUGCUGUUUCUGUUCCUGGUCCAGCUGUGAAUUCCCAGUCACCCAAACGUGGACUCCUCAAAGCAUUGAUUCCUUGGUCUCAUUAGCAACAGCUCCAGUGCAGAACCUGGGCAGGACUGAUCAGAAUCUGGGCUGUGACACUUCUGCAUUGUACAAAGCUGUGACAAGUGACACUGCAGUGACUUCUAACAGCUGAGAGAGAAAAUGCUUCCUGGCAAAGUGUGACAGAAGGUCCUGUGCUGUGGAACUGCUGAGACUUGCUGCAUGCAGCCUGCUCGGAGAGAAACAAGGUCCACCUCUUGUUUUGUUUUUCUUUAACUGAUUAAUGAAAUUGCUCCUGUUUGUGCACUGACUUUUCUAGAAUUGCUACUGCGGUGAUGUAAAGAAAUCGUUAUUUAAAAAAAUAUAUUUAUUUUGAAAGCAUUUGAUUAAUAUAUUAAUGUGAAAUGACUUUUGAAUGCAGAUUUGUUUUGCCAAGACUGUGAAGUAAAGAGAAAUCAGCUCAAAACUUGGGGUGUUUGUGUGUGUGUGAGUGGGCAAACUUCUGGUGAGCUGGUAGCCUUGGAUGCAGAGAGGAGGAAUUAAUAGCAAAACCACUUGGAUUUUAUAUUUUAUUAUAAGAAGCAAAAUGACCUGGCUUUUCACUGGUGACAUCAGUUGCUUGAAUUCUCUUGGGUGACUUUGUGAAUGAAAAUAAAAUGUUUCAGCAAACUUCCA